Molecule: messenger RNA, 1632 nt
Organism: Ipomoea nil (Japanese morning glory)
Lineage: Eukaryota; Viridiplantae; Streptophyta; Magnoliopsida; Solanales; Convolvulaceae
Exons: 1
Coding region: 33-1286 (417 amino acids)
Molecular function (GO): protein binding
Source: RefSeq, a predicted model, not a curated record
AAGCAACAUAGUUUGGUUUCACCAACUUUACAAUGUACUCCCAAAACUUAGCUCUCCAUAAGAUCCUUCCCUACUGUCUUAUCUUCUCCUUAAUUCUUCAACACUGUGGCGCCGAUUUACUCCCGCUGCCGCCAUUGCCAUUAAUCCCAUUAAUCCCAGAUUUGAUCAAUUUCUUGGAUGAAAGAAUUGUUCAGCUUCUACCCGUGAUCCUAAACUUCAAGAACAGUAUCCUUUCCGAUCCACUGGGGAUAACGUUGUCGUGGGUUGGUCCUAAUGUCUGCAACUACAAAGGCUUCUACUGCGGUAACCCGCCGGAUAACCGGAGCGCCACCGCUCUGGCCUCCAUAGAUUUCAACGGCUUUCAGCUCAGUGCUCCGUCGUUGGAUGGCUUCAUCGAUCAGCUCCCUGACUUGGCCAUUUUUCACGCCAACAGCAACAAUUUUUCCGGCGCGAUUUCUCCCAAGAUCGCCAAUCUCCCGUUUCUCUACGAGCUUGAUCUGAGUAACAACCAGCUUUCCGGCGCGUUCCCGACGUCGAUUCUCAACAUAAUGGAUCUGUCUUUCCUGGAUAUCCGGUUCAACUCGCUCUCCGGCGCCGUCCCGCCGCAGAUUUUCGGGAAACGCCUCGACGCGCUCUUCCUCAACAACAACAAUUUCAUGCAGACGCUCCCCGACAACCUCGGAUCCACCACCGCCGCAUUCUUAACGCUGGCGAACAACAGGUUCACCGGUCCGAUUCCCCGGAGCAUCGGGAACGCGUCGGCGACGUUGCUCGAAGUCCUUUUCUUGAACAACAAGCUAAGCGGCUGUAUCCCGGUCGAACUCGGCCUGCUAAGAAGAGCGACGGUUAUCGACGCCGGCGGCAACAUGCUAACCGGCCCGCUGCCUUGCUCUUUAGGGUGCUUGGAAAUGGCGGAGCAGCUGAACUUCGCCGGGAAUCUGCUCUACGGGUCCGUGCCGGAGCCGCUAUGCGGCCUAGGAAACUUACAGAAUCUAUCGCUGUCGUAUAAUUACUUCACGAAAGUCGGGCCGGCGUGUCGGAAGCUGAUCACGACCGGGAUUCUUGACGUGAAGCAAAACUGCAUUCCCGGGCUUCCCAACCAGAGAUCGGCGGCGGAAUGCGCCGCGUUUAAUCGGACACAGCAGCAGUGCCCUAACCGUGCAAGCUAUAACCGCAUUUCUUGCAAACAUCCUAAAUUUUCUCAAACAGUUCCAGAAUCUAACAAGCCAGCAAGAUCUGAAAGGCAUUUGAUUACAUAUUCUGCUUUGCUUAGACAUGGGUUAUGAUAUCAAAGCUCAUCAUCUAUGUAUCAUAUCUCAAACAUAAUAGGAUUAUAUUAUACACCCAAAACAAAACAAAAAAAACUCUAGCCUUGUAUGCUGUGUUCUUACUGUUUUAAUUUCUUAUUAUGGAAAUUAAUGGCAGGUGAUGAUUAGUCCGAUCCAUACCUAAUCUUGAAUAUGAAGAUUAAUGAUUAGGCAUUUGAAGUUGCGGAGUUGUGGCCGAAGACAUACUUUUCGCCCACCAUCUGUGCAUGCGUUGAACUGUGAAAAUGGUGGAGCGUGGGCCAACCUGCAAUUGAUUUUUGUGUUGAGCUGCGUUUUUCAAUACAAUAGUUGGAAAUCGGUACAG